Molecule: messenger RNA, 1054 nt
Organism: Jaminaea rosea
Lineage: Eukaryota; Fungi; Basidiomycota; Exobasidiomycetes; Microstromatales
Product: cysteine proteinase
Exons: 4
Coding region: 154-1017 (287 amino acids)
Biological process (GO): proteolysis
Molecular function (GO): deNEDDylase activity; cysteine-type peptidase activity
Source: RefSeq, a predicted model, not a curated record
UCAAUUUCCCGCCUAAUGUGAAACGAGCAUCGUCAUCAUCUGCACGCCAUAGUGUAGCACAUCAAGCAUCUGCCCUUACAUCUUCGGCUCGACUUUCGGGCGCCAGACACAGAGAAGUCCACCGAAAGACGAUCAAGUCUAUGGCCAGGCGCUAUGUCAAGGCGAGAUGAUCCAGACCGCAUCGUCCUGGACUAUGGCGACUGUACCUUACGCAGGAGUGACAUCGAGACUGUUGCUGAAGGUCAAUGGAUCAACGAUGCCGUCAUCUCCUUUUAUUAUGAGCUGCUUACUUCCCAGCUCAAAAGUGAAGGAUCAGAAGGGGUGAUUACAUGUACUUUCUGGCAGCCGCCAGCGGUCGAGAUCCUGUGUAGCCUGGCGAAGGAAGAGCUCGGUCCACAAAGCUCUCCUCUCUUCCCAUCAGACUUAAGCAAAGACGCAUGCAUCGUCUUGCCUAUCAGUGAUCGCUACGAUGUGGCCCUCAAAGACAACGAUGGAGGCCGUGUUGUGGGCACGCAUUGGUCUCUCCUCGUCGUCAGGCGACUGGAUAAUCCGAAUGAAGAUGGAGCAACGAGGUGGAUCAGCACGCACUACGACUCUUCAAUGCCUUCAAGAAAUGUUUCUGCGGCAAGGGAGGUGUCACGGCGUUUGCAACUGCUUGCUGGGGAGGACAUUGGAAGACGAGAAGCGGACGUUUCGGAGAAUGCCAGUCUUCCCCGGCAAGAAGGAGCAUCUGACUGCGGCCUCUACCCACUGCUCAUAGCAGACGGAAUCGCUCGCCAUCAACAGGCUCUCUAUGGAAGCGACAAGACCAACUUCUCCUUGACAGCACCGCAAGAUCUCUUCGACGAGAGCAUCAGGCAAUUGACGCCCUCGUUGGUGCGCAGCUUUCGUCUGUCGCUGUAUGCUUGGCUACUGCGGUGGGCUUCAGAGGAAGACAAGGGAGAAACAAAAGCGGCUUCAGGUGCCUUUGAACACAUCGAGCAGGCCCCCGAGCAUAUACCAAGACACUUCCCUUGACAGCAGAGCGAAGCAGGCUCAAAAUCAGCCAAAGGCU